Dermacentor silvarum is the source of this 6984-nucleotide messenger RNA. RefSeq names its product acetylgalactosaminyl-O-glycosyl-glycoprotein beta-1,3-N-acetylglucosaminyltransferase. NCBI's taxonomy places the organism in Eukaryota, Metazoa, Arthropoda, Arachnida, Ixodida, Ixodidae. The record is from RefSeq and is a predicted model, not a curated record. Bases 2833 to 4059 code for a protein of 408 amino acids. Gene Ontology annotation, molecular function: hexosyltransferase activity. The transcript has 3 exons. Gene Ontology annotation, cellular component: membrane.
UUUCCCGAUGCCGCCGGUAUAUAGCAGUACAGAAGAGGCGUGGCACCUUUGACACCUGCGGCGGCGGCGAGAUUAAUGCUAUCCGAGAGGCGGAUGCACGUCGCGUAAUGUCGGCGUGCGGUGGAGGAGAAACCAAACCCGACCGUUGCUAAUAGUCGUGCGCGAGCUAGCGAGCGAAGCGCGGUUCUGAAUGUAGUUAGUAGGUAUCGUCUGCUCCGGGCUACAUCGCGCGUCGUCUGCUGCCGAAGCGAGCACCGCUGCCAUCGUCUGCUUCUUCUGCUGUUGCUGAUGUUCAUGCAUGCCCGGUUAUUUUUUCGUCUUUAUUUCCUGAACCUCGUCGUGGUCGACGCUUGACGGAAGGAGGGGGCCGUGCCGAACCGCGCCCCUCGGUCUCCCGCAGUUCAUCGGUUAUACGCCCCGCUGCGACUUCCGGACCCCCGGCGGAGCCGACGUAAAGUACUGCGAGUCGUCGCAGUGAGCAGCUAAAUCGGCAUCAACGACGGGCUCGUUUUCAACGUGUGGCUCGUUUGGCCGUGCCCGGGUGGGAUAUAUAACAGGUGGGCCAGCUAGACCAAGCCCACGCGCGGCCGGCAGCCGCCACCGGCGUGCAAAAAUCUGCGUGGGCUUUCUCCUUCGACGCGUGUACUUCAACGGGCGGCAGCCCAAGGCCCCUUUCGCUGGGAGUCGUGUAAGUACGUAUUCCGCACGACAGCGCGCGCGAGCGUGAGUGUGUGUGUGUGCUUUCGAGAAGUGGCCGUCGUUUGAAGGAGGACGCUAUGUGUGACGCGAUCGCCAGAUGCGGAUGGAUGCUGUCCCAGCUUCGAAGACCGGGCUAGCUGCUGAACGGUGACUCCGGUACGUAACGUCCCUGCAGGCCUGUGGGGUGCGCGCGGGACAAUCUGUAUACCUCAAUGUUUCUGUGAAAAAAGUUCCAGCAGCAUGAUUCGGCAACUACGUCGCUGAAACUGUGCGUUGUACAAUGUCCUGCCUGGUGCACGUUUCUGGAGGGUCAGUUUGCGUUCUUCUGGGUGCGGCGUUUCGAUUCGACUUGGAAUGAAAAUCGAAAAUGCGAAUUUUGAAUGAUCGCCUCCACGCAGCUCACUACUGGUGGCUACUAAGUCUUCCAUCAUGGACAAGUAGACUCGUCGAAUGACAGAAGUGCUGUAGUCGUAGUCGUAGAUACACGAGUGGCUCUCAGUUGCUUAUAGGCAUGCAAAUUAGGUGUACGUUCGUUCGACACCCUUAUUUUGAUACCCGAUAACGACAUAUUCAUGGGUCAUACAUUGGUAAAUGCCAACUGAUCCGUUUCCUACUAAAAGCUCGUUGCCUAAGCCGUUGUGAGAUUACCGCUUGCCAUUAUCUCGCCGGGUAACGAGGAAGAGAACCAGACCCAUGUUUAGCGGUGAUCAGUCACGACACGACUUCUAUGUCGGCGAAGGAUUGCGAAAACGUGGAGGCUGGUUUCCAAGGUCGAGGGAAGCCGGAAAGUCAUCUUCGUUCUCCCAUUAAUUAAUGUGUUGACGUCUCAGUCGUCGAAACAUGUCGAUAUAUAGCUGCUAAAGAGCAUAUAGCUAGAGACGCUAAAGAGUGAUACAGCUGUAAAACAGUGAACAGGGAGACGCCGUUGAAAGGCGUCCUGCUAACGCUGAUUGAAUAUAUAUUACUCAAGAUUAAUCAAUACUUCUUAGUAGCUUGUCUUUCUAUGAACGUACUGUGUAUAGACAGCGGGCUGAAAGUCGUGUGCGCUGAUUGCACCUUAAGACUACGUAACGUUCGCAAUUGGCUGUAUGGUUUUUCAUUUCAACUGACCAUAUGUCAGCCAUUCAUGGACACACUUUUAAUCAACGCAGUAAUGAUCCACAUAAGGAAUAUUCCCACCGUGGCGGUGUAGUUGGCUGACAUCCCGACGGGCCGUCAACUUCACACCAAGGGACGCAUAUAUCGCACCCUGGUAACGGAAUGAAACCCACCUUUGCGCAAUCAAUUCCGCGGUCAGAGAACAGCGGUUUCGAAGCAACGUCAUUUUUUCCUGUCGUCGAAAAACGCGUGAACACCGAUCACGCGUCCGGUGGCUGCUGUUCAUGAAUUUCAGAAGCAGACCGUGGUGUGUCAGUGAGUACUCUAUAGCGUUCUACACUUUUCGCGAAAACGUCCAUGAAUAUAUUUUACACAAAAUUAAUGAAUAUUUCUUAGUAGCUUGUCUUUCAACGAGUAAAAGAAUGAAUGCACCAUUAGCCGCCCUUCUGCAGGCCUAAGUGGACCUUUCUACAAAAUAUCUAGGUCUUCGAUGGGCGUGAGAGGUUACGGGGAUGUCCAGUACAAUCUGGCAUGGCCGACGUGCCGCCGGUUGAAACCCACGUCCUCGAUAGCAACCGCUGGUGUGCUGACCAAGCCACAUUCCGUAUAUAGACCCCAUCUGUCGCUUUCUUCGUGUACUUGACCUUGUCUGAAAGGUCUUGCGAAGUCAAACUGUUCGUGGUAGUAUAAUACUAUACUCUGCGGUACAAGUUCGCAUCGCGGGAUCGAAAAAUUUCGCUGACCUAUAAGUGUUUCCCUUUUUUUCCGGAAUUUCUCGAACAAGUCGUAACUCGCAGUGCUCUACACAGUGGUCGAGUGUUGUAAAUGAGUGUGCGUGCUAACGGUGAAAUUCAGCGCGGCCCGCGUCUUGACGGCAAAUUUCAAGCCCUGUAGAUCCUUCUUGUUAUAUAAUGACAGUCGCCCAUCUGUUUUCCUCAUUCGUACAAGUCGACCUCUACUGGAAAGUUUUGAGAGAAGUUUAAAAACUGCUGUAUAGCGCAGCGUUGGACUAUAUAACUAACGGUGCGAUCCAGCAUGGCUCGCUUCUGGAUCGGAAAGUUGAAGCCCAGCGCCUUGUUGGCGACCGUCGCCGUGUUGGGUCUCUACUACGUUCUGCUGAAGACUUCGCCCGGGACGUUGCGACAGACGCCUCGUCAAUUCAAACCCAAACAGCGUAGCGUGCAGUCGUGCGUACACGACCCAAUUCCGUGUCCCCGACUGCGCUACGCCGACAGGCGGCUGGCGAAGGACGACGACGCGGAGACCCCCGAGUCGAUGGGGCUGAUCGACCUGGCCAACUUCACCUACCUACUGGACUCGCCACCGUGCGGAACCUCGGGUCGCGACACGCUGCUGGUUCUCGUCCACUCGGCCGCGGCGCACUUUGCCGAGCGUGACGUCAUCCGCAGCACGUGGGGCGCCAGCGGCACCGGAUGGCCUAGCAAUGUGACGCUCAGGGUCGUCUUCAUGCUGGCCAGGACGCCCGAGGACCCGGCGCUCGAAGACCGGAUGGAACGCGAGAACCGCAGGUACGGCGACACGGUCCAGGGAAACUUCGUGGACUCGUACCGCAACCUGACGUACAAGCACGUGAUGGCACUGCGAUGGGCCUCGACUCGAUGCGGUUCUGUCGCCAUGGUGCUCAAGAUGGACGACGACAUCUUCGUGCACGUCUUCCAGCUGGCCGCCAUACUGGACAAGGUGGCGGCGGCGGCGUCAUUGAAGCCCAACGUGCUCUUUUGCUACGUCCAGAAGCAGAUGCCCAUCUCCAGGAGCGUGGGCAGCAAGUGGAAGGUCGCGGAGAGCGAGUACCCGGGCUCCUUCUUCGAGGACUACUGUUCCGGCUGGGCCUACCUGGCCGACAUGGCCGCCGUCCGGGCCAUGGCGACCGAGGCCCAGUACCGCCCUUACUUCUGGGUCGACGACGUCCACGUCACCGGCACCCUUGCCCGGAUGGGCGGCGUCUCUCGUUCCAGGAUCAACCACAAGUACACGACCGAGGCGGACUCCUUGGCCCUGUGGGCCAAGCCCGGAGACCCGAGGGACUCCGGGCUGCUGGACUGGGGCUACGCCUUCGGACCGACGUGGGGUGACGUGGCGCUAGUGGCGAGGGCGCACCGCAAGGUCAUCUGGUGCCGGAGGCACGCUUGCAAGUGCUGCUUCAAGGCGGUUAAUGCGAACGCUGGCGGCGCCACCAACGGCAGUUCGGCCAGGAACGGCGUGAUCGGCAAGGCCGUGGUGCAACGCUUGUCCGGAGUCUAGUCAUUCAUUUUUGUUUUGUUUUGUUUCGUAGAUGACCCGGACGUGUUCUUGAGCAGUGAUGAAAUGCAUGGGACUCAGUAUACGGGCGGCCAAGUGAAAGUGCGAGAUCGAUUGAUCCAGAACACUGCUUCGUAUGAGAAAGCGCACAGUGCUGGUUUUGAAACUUGAUGUCUUCGGCGCCAUGCAUCAAGCCCAUCAGAUGCACCUACCGGAUGGAUCGAGGGGUGCCAAAGGGAGCAAUAGUCAGACACGCCUGCCCUCUGGCAUUGACCAAUCAGUGUCUGCAGCGUCGGACGUUCAAUGCGCUCCGAUACUUGACGUCUUUCGCGGUCGGUGUUGCUGUUGUCGACGGCUACUGUACCAGACAGUUAAAGGGCACUCAAACACUUUUGUUGCUUCUCAUACCUUCGAGAAACCUACCGUGCUCGUAUCACCUCUCGUCUGGGUUGUGAUGUGCGUUUCGUUGCCUCACUGAGAAAUAGAUGCCAUGACAGAACUUUCUUUUUUUCCUUUCCUAAGAUAUAUUGUUGCGUACUUGCCGAACGAGACACGCCCGAUGCGUGUCUGGGGCAGUACAGCUGUAUUUCGCCGAUAUGAAGGGGUUGCUGCCUGCUGGACAGGCUUAUUGUCGCGACAAGUGCUCCUUCUGGCAGCCUUAUAGCUGGAGGACGCAUCGUGCCUUGAAACUUUAUUCUAAGCGCGACGUUACCCUUGCGGCUUUCAACUAAGCAUGGUCACCUCACAGCCGUGAUGAAAAUAAACGUUGUUGUCGACCGUGUGGCGUUAUUUUGGAGGCUGCAUCUUGUCCCAUGUACGCCAUCCGCCCCCCUUUGUAACGGUGUAAGCAUUGAAGACUUCCACCGGACACACACAGCUCAGAUGUUUUACAAACAACGGCGCUGUCGUCAGGAACAUUCGAAAGAAGCUUCCGGACCCCGCCUUCUUCACACGUGCACGCACGCACGCACGCACGCGCACACGCACUAUGUACAGGCAGUGGCAAAAGUUCACGAGGUGCGAGUUAGCGAAAACAUUCGUCGGCCUUCCACUCCGUGAAGAUGGUUAACCAGCGAAGCUGAAACGUGCGGCCCCGGUGUUUAUCGCUGGGUCAAUCCCGUGGGUUCGUAGACUCGGUUUCAGCGGUGAAUUAAAUUUUAUGCGUAAGUGUCAAAUGACUCAUUGAACGAAAUGCAGCUCCACUAACGUGAAACCUGGGGAGGUGCGAAGCAUGCAGUGAUGUAUCGCUAAUGGGCUCAUACUGCCUAAAGCAAUGGCUCAUAACCCCGUAAACGCGGCCUCCCCACUACGACGACAGAAGAGAAGUGAAAUUCUACGCUGGUAUGGUAAGCGGCAACGCAGCCAGCUGUGGAAGACGACGAAGAACGCGGGAGCAGUGGCACGAGCGCGUGCCGAGCGCGAGCAUGAACCGCUUGCUUUACCGUGACGACGACGACAGGAGACGCCGACAGCACGAGCGCAUAAGGUGCUUCGCACCUAAAAGUCGAAUGUCGGCCCGGUUACCGCUUGCGGCCAUUAAAGCAGUACAACCCUACAUUGGUCGCGAGCACUUGUAGCACAUUUGAAAUCAUGGAAGCGUUCCCAGGCUCAGCAAGUGUUCUGCUUUUUAAUGCGAUUAGCAUUCUUAGCCUACCUCGCCCACUAUUGAUUGCUGCUCCUUCCAGCUAUCUAGCCAAGAAACAGCGCUUUCACUCGCAAAAAAGAAAAAGGGAGAGAGAGAGAGAGGUACAUGUCCUACUCCUAAAAGUGAGAACGCGCCCAUUCUAGCUGACAAUGCAAAUUAAAGUUUUACAUCUGAAAUGGGCACCUGAAAUAGUUUAUUCGAAGUCAGAUAUGCCGAAGCCCCAUUAUACAGUGCCAGGGGGACAAUACCGGCUGCGGUUAGGAGGCCGCGUUUGAUUAAAGUUUCUUUGUUGUCUCCGAAGGUGUAGACGCUUGUGGUCUGUGGUGGCGCUGGAGCGCAUGGGUGUGUUAAGCCAACAUCCCUUACUACCUAUUGUAAAUAAAUGUAUGUGCCUUAAUUGCUGGAAUGCUAGUCGCGUGAAUGUCGACAGUCAUCGUGAGAUUGGUUUUGCCGGAAUUUUUAGAGCGCAGCUCUGCCUGCGGCGAGCGCCGGCGUCCUCGGCGUAACCGAGCGAACGAGCACAGCGAAGGAGGAAAGAGCGAACGCUGAUUGCUGCGGGGGAUGAAAGACGGAGAUAGAGCACGAGGAGGAACGCGGAGGAGGAGGGCAUGGCGAAAGCGUGAGAAGAAGAGCACAGUGCCGCGCAAGACGCCGGUUCGGCGGCGACGAUGGCUGCGAGGUCGCGACAGAGUAGAGCGCGUCGUCUGUUCACCGAUGACGCCACCGAUACCAUAUAUGGAAACAAAGCGCUGCAUGAGCGGAGGUCUGUUUGCGGCUGCUGCUGCGAAUCGCGCCCACGCGCUGCCUCUCGCGAUCGCCAGAUUGGCGAAGCAGUCCCGCCACACUUCGCUCCGUUUGCAACGUGACUCCCUAGACAGAUUGUCCGCGCCAGUCAAUAUGUCGCGAAAUGAAAACACGUAUAGAGCUGUGCUCAAAUUUCGCAUUAGGGAGUAUCGUAAUCGUCGGUGAUUUUUUUUUCUCAUGCCUCUAGAUAAGGCUGACAAAUAUAUGGAUCACCGUGACGUAUGCGCAUUCCGACUAUGGCGCCACGAGGCAGUCAGUGCGGCAAACAAAGCGUUGAUUUACAUCGCACACCGCCUCGGCGCGUCAAGGUGUAUACACCCCGAACGCCGCGCGGGCGCCUUUUCUAUUUCAAAACGGCGCAAACCACGCGUCGGUCGCGACUCCUUCAGGAGGCGUUAAAGACCUCCAAGGUGCCGCCGUGCUAUGGUAGGCGCUAAACCACCCCCUUCUUUUUGCAUUUGACUGCCUCUGCUUUACCU